This is a messenger RNA of Salvelinus namaycush (lake trout), 5097 nucleotides long. RefSeq names its product Na(+)/H(+) exchange regulatory cofactor NHE-RF2. The record is from RefSeq and is a predicted model, not a curated record. Gene Ontology annotation, molecular function: signaling receptor binding; protein-membrane adaptor activity. Gene Ontology annotation, biological process: protein localization to plasma membrane. The coding region runs from base 775 to 1983 and encodes 402 amino acids. Lineage: Eukaryota; Metazoa; Chordata; Actinopteri; Salmoniformes; Salmonidae. Gene Ontology annotation, cellular component: apical plasma membrane. The transcript is spliced from 7 exons.
ACAUGCGGAGUCCUCGUACCUGGAUCACCAUCCCGUGCUAAACGGCAGCAUUUCCACAGCAUUCGCUUGAUUAGGCUACUCAGUGAGAAAGGACCCCUUCUUAGACCACUCUUCAAGAGCUGCGCUCUGGUAAUGACAGCCCCAGGCAAAACUCGUUGAUUUCUAGCGAGGGAGGUGCUAUUACGCACCAAACGAGUGCCCUAUCCAAUUAUCUGGAAACGCGGCUUGUGUUGUAAUUGAAUCCUUAUUCCCCAACCGGUUGUUAUGGAUGGAGGUCGAGAGAGGGGUUAGUUAGUGCCUGUUGCUCUUUCCUGGUGCAGCAUGUUGCACGGGGGGUCUCUCGCUUCAUCAGUCCUCAGGAUGGGCAGUUGGAGGGAUUGAGGACGCUGCGCCGCCAACAAGAAUAAUUCACUCGUUUUUGGAGACGAUACGGCUAGCAGAUAUCUUGGCACCACCAAGCAAUACGUUCGCCUGGGUCGAUAAUUUAGGCUAUUUUUAGGAGGAGUUUGCCUUUAUUACACGUGAAGUUCAAUACUGGAAUGUAAUUUUUAAUACGGAGUGUUUUCUUGUGUUUGGAGCGUUUUUUGUGUGUGAAGAACCUGCAGAGCAACUUUUGGAACAAAUUACGCAUAUGAAGAGGAUGGUGUUUUACAUGUAGAGUGAAAGUUUCGCUCUGCGCUCUGUUGGGUCAUUAUUGUAUUACAUUUUUUUUUUUCUGCUUUGCUAACCAUAUUCAAGAACGAAACAGGUUUAAAGUCCUGGACUGCAGGAGAAAUGGCCAGCGAACUGAAACCACGGCUUUGUAUCAUGACAAAGAGUGAGAACGGGUAUGGGUUUCACUUGCACGGUGAGAAGGGGAAGAACGGCCAGUACAUUCGCAAAGUUGAGCCCGCGUCGUCAGCCGAAGCUUCGGGUCUGCGCCCGGGGGACCGUGUCAUUGAGGUGAACAGGGGAAAUGUGGAGAAAGAUACGCACCAUCAAGUGGUGCAGAGGAUCAAGGCGGUGGAGCAGGAGACCAGGCUGCUGGUGGUAGACCGGGAGACGGAUGAGUACCUCCGCAGCCUGCGCCUCGUCUGCACCGAGGAGAUGGCUGUCCGUCUGGGGGGACCCACCUCUGUGUCCCCUGCCUCACCCCCAGCCUCACCGCCCCCCUCCUCGCCCCCGGCCUCCUCACCCGCGGCCAAGAGAGAGAACGGCUCCGUGUCCAAGCUGCCCGCCACCCUGACCAGGGAGGUACCCAAGCCCACGCGAAGGUCUCCGUCGCGGGCCGCCAAGAAGGUGUUCUUGGGUCUUCCUCUCUUGCUUUCACCCUGUGGGUUCCAGGAGGCUCUGGCCCAUGUUAAUGCCCAUGCCGAGGUGGCGCGGCCACCAGUGGACCCAUCGGAGCUGUUCCCCAGGCUGUGCCACCUGGUGCGGGCCGAGACUGGCUACGGCUUCAACCUGCACAGUGAGAAGUCCCGGCCGGGCCAGUACAUCCGCUCCCUGGACCCUGGGUCUCCAGCUGACCACGCCGGGCUCAGACCACAGGACAGACUCAUAGAGGUGAAUGGGGUGAACGUGGAGGGCAUGCGUCAUGCGGAGGUCGUGGCCUUCAUAAAGAGAGGAGGAGAUGAGACCAGGCUGCUGGUGGUGGACCCUGACACAGACCAUCACUUUAAGAAGAUGGGCGUCACCCCGUUGGCCAGCCACGUCAAAGACUAUGACGGUCCGUCCAUAUCCAACGGCUCCCCCAGUCCUCAGAUCAACGGCAGCUUCACCAGCCGCUCCAUCCAGUCACACCACUCUGACCUGAGCAGUCCAGACAACAGCCUGCAGCUGGGAGAGGACGAGGCGAGCCGUCUGAUGGACCCCUUUGCUGAGAUCGGCCUGCUCCUGAGUCCCACAGCGGCUGAGGCCAAAGAGAAGGCCCACGCCAAGAGAGCCAAGAAGAGAGCCCCUCAGAUGGACUGGGACAAAAAACACCAGCUCUUCAGCAACUUCUGAACUUUUCUGCCACCCAAUGAGAGAAGCAGAAAGACUGUCGAAUUUGACAUUUCUGAAACUUACCUUCAACAUCCCUACCCGUUACCCCACCACCACUACCACCCAAUCCAACAGAAGAGAAUACGCAGAUAGAAUGUUGUUCUUUGAACGUUGGCAAUCCAACACCCACUCCCCCCUGCUUCCAAAAUGGACGGGAUGGAAUGAUGGGCAUCUCAUCCUUUACCCCUCCUUCAAUCCUCCCUUCUUCCACCCUUCUCUAUACCCUCAUCCCACCUCAGAGAGAGCUUGUCUGCUGGACUGAACUUGUCUGCUGGACUGGACUGGAAUAAGAGACUCAAGAUUAGCAGCUUCUUCUGAAUCCUCCCGUCAUCAUCGCUCUUUCCCUAAACCAUCCGAUGUCCCUCCUCUUCUACCACUAACUCCCACUUCCUCUGAGGACUGCUCUGGAGAGAGGAGGCACUUAUUUUUGUAUUUAGAAAGUAGAAAAGCACCAUAAUAGGUGUUAGCCAGCCCAGCUAUAAGGAGUAUGGGGAAUAUGGACUAUGUGAGAUGUUUGUGAACACUGUGACCUGAUCUUAAACAUUGGGGUUUGUUUUGAUCCAGUAAGAGAAGGAACGUACGCCCAAAGAUGGAUAAAACUUUUCCUCCCAUGAUCCUCCUGUGAUUUUAUUGUGUGAUCGAUGCGCCUCAGACUUCAAGGAUUCGCUCACCAGGAAAAGCACAAACUGGAGGCUAAAUAGCAUCGCUUCUGUAUCAUCUCUGUUUGUAUCAAAACAUCUGUUUUCUCAUAAUGUCAUAACAUUUCCACUUUGCUCCCUAUGUUGGAUAUGAACUGGUAUUCAUAGAUGGUGUUAACAAUGCAUAGACAAUCAAAAGCCUUACUCCAUCCAUCCCUCUCAAUAUGAUAGCAUUUAAGCUACAUUGACUAAAUGCAUGUAUACAUGCACACACACAAGCCCCCUAUGAUUCUCUAGCCUAUAGGCCUGCUUCACUCAUUCUAAGGCAGUUUUAGUUCAAUAGAGUGAAUAGAGUGAAGAGUGAAUAGAUCAAGCAUUGAGUUUUUUACACUGCCUGUCUAGUACACCAGGGGGUGCUAAUAAGACACACAGCAACAUGAAGCCACUACAGUGCACUGCUCCGAGAUGUAUGAGGAUUGGGACAUGAAAGUACCAUAGAAGGAGAAGAUAGUCUGGGGAUGAUAUGACCACUUUAAAGAUGUAUGAGAUCUAUGUAACACCUUGUAACAUUUACGUAAAGCCUGCAGGUAUCAUGUGUUAUUACUAGUUAUGAGUAUCUAUCAUGCUUUAUUACCUGUUAUGAGCAAACAUAAUGCUUUAUUACUUGCUAUGAGCAUGUAUAAUGCUUUAUUACUUGCUAUGAGCAUGUAUAAUGCUUUAUUACUUGUUAUGAGCAAAUAUAAUGCUAUAUUACUUGCUAAGAGCAUCUAUAAUGUUUUAUUACUUGCUACAGUAUGAGCAUCCAUAAUGCUGUAUUACUUGUUAUGAGCAUCUCCAUCUAUGAGCCGAACACCUUUAUAUGCAAAAGUAUAGAUACAAAUAAUGUAUGAAAUACCAAGAUGGAUAUUGUACGGGAUUGAAAGUGAGCCCAGAGUAUCAAAGAAAGCUUACAUCAUUCAGUGUUGAUGUGAUGUUGUGGUAAUGUUAUGCUCAUGUUGUGGUACAGUGAUGACAGACUGACAUAGUGCUUGUAUCAGCUACUCCAGACUGGGUGUCUUUCUGUUGCACUUCAGAAGGGAAGGACACAGUUAUUUUUGUACAACAUGCCUGAAUGCUGUGGAUGGUGGACCGGCUGUGGUAUCAAGGGCUUUGGUAUGUGAGUAUAGCCUGGUCGCAAAUCUGUUUGUGCGGUAUUGCCAACUCCUAUGGUCAUUAUCAAGAGGCGUCACACAACAAUAGCCAUAGGAGUUGGUAAGACAGCACAAACCGAUCUCGGACCAUGCUACUCUGAGCUAUGGGGCUAGGGGGUCUGAUCAGUGGGCCUGCCCAGUGGGUGUGUGGGAGAGGCCUAUCCUGGAGGUCAGACUCAGAGAUGCUCUAAUGAAUGAGACCAGGGGAGCCACAGGACUUACAGGAGAUUAGUCCUAGCAUAGGAUAGCAUGGGGACAGCUGUCCUGCGCACAGACACAGACGGACCCCAGACCAAACCACUGUCACGCCUCAUAAGGGGGUGAAGGUCAAGUUUAUCUUACUGUGUGUGUGUCAUCCACUGUUACGGAUAGUAAUCUCAGAUCCCCCCGGUCGUUCAUAUUGUGGUAGGAUCUACACAAAGAGAACACUCCCCAGACCAAACCACUGCUACAUCUCAUACGGGGGUGAAGGGAGAUAGAAGGGAAAGUUUGUCUCUGUGUCAUCCAUUGUUACUAUUCACCCAGGGUCCGUAUAGUGCCGAUCUAGGAUCAGUUUUGCCUUUUAGAUCAUAAUUAAUAAGAUUAUAUGGACAGGAGGGACCUGAUACUAGUUCAGCACUCCUACUCUGAGACGCUUUCUGAAUACGGGCCCAGGUCCCCCCUGGAGGUUCAUAUUGUGGUAGGAUCUGAAAUGCGGGUCCCUGGUUGGGCUAGGUCUGAGGUACAGGCCAGGGUCAGCUGUGCUAUGCGGCGCCCACACCACACUUAGGACGGAGAGAAAUGUCUGAUCUGUUUUCAUAUAUUGCACAAUUAAUUUUUUGUUAAUAAGCAUAUUGUCAUUACUAUUACACAUAAUAGUACAGAAAACAGUUUUUAUUUCUCUGGUUUCCAUUUGUGAUCUAGCACCAAUGUGUUUGCAUAAGGGUUUUGACUAUUGGUCCAUAUGAUGAGCUGACCGUUAAACCCUGAGCAGAAUGGUGUAUGACCCAUGUAUAUUUACAUUUUAGUCAUUUGGCAGACGCUCGUAUCCAAAGCGACUUAAAGGAGCAAUUUGGGGUUAAGUGCCUUGCUCAAAAGUUUGUUGACAGAUUUUUCACCUAGUCGGUUUGGAGAUUCAAACCAGCGACCUAUCGGUUACUGACCCAAUGCUCUUAACCACUAGGCUACCUGCCUCCCUACGGUGUAUAUAUAUGGCAGGUUGUAUUUUUUCAAUAAAGUGUGACAAUCUCCUUCUGGACUAUAUGACA